GAAGGGUCUGCGGCUUUGUGCAUACAGCGCAUACGAGCUUCAAGUGUCAAAAUCUUUCUGAUCACAUGGAGAUAAGCAGAUAAGCUUCCUAUCUUUGGAUUUGAAUUAUACUUCUAGUAGGGCUCAGCUUCAAAGGUUGAACUCAUGUUCAUGUUUGAGCCUUCCAUAUCUUCCAUCUGUUAUGGUCAAAACGUCUACACUCCCUAGUGGUGAUAAGUUAUGACACCGAGCGAUCAGUUCAAGAAAUAACACUGCACAACUAUAUCAGGACCUCGGGUAAGAAUGUCAAAGAUAUGCUAACGAAUCCUUGCUGCCGUCCCCAUAUAUACCUGUGGUUUAUAUGCACCACCUCAUAUUUCCCCAGUACAUCCCCACCCACCCCAAAUUGCCAUGGUCUUCUCAAUGUUACUCUACUUCCUUGCAUACCUGAAUUUCCUAUCUGCUACACCACACGUCUUCGCUCACAGUGCUAGAGACAGUGCAGCCCCAACUCCCAAAAACGCUACCGUACUGAUUUUGGGUGGAGGCGUCGCUGGUGUCAUUGCUGCUCGCACUCUGGAACAACAAGGCAUCACGGACUAUAUCAUUGUAGAAGCUCGCCAGGAACUCGGAGGCCGGAUGCAAAAUUAUACUUUCGGUGCCCCAGGCAAGCAAUAUACUGUGGAAUUGGGUCCUAAUUGGAUUCAAGGGACCCAGGAAGGCAAUGGCCCAGCGAAUCCGAUUCUAAUUUUAGCAGAGAAACACAACCUAAGCACACAAUUCAACGAUUGGUAUGGAAGUAUUAUGACAUACGACUACAAUGGUUAUAAUGAUUACCUUGAUGUGUUCAAUGAUGCCGUUGAUGCAUAUACAAAUACAACAAUUGUGGCUGGUGAACGCGUCGAUCAACAACUUGUUGACACGAAUUUGUUGACUGGAUAUGGUAUUAUUGGCGCAAGUUCAAAAACACCACAGGAAGCAGCUAGUAUAUAUUAUCAGGCUGAUUGGACACCUGAGCAGACCUCAUGGAUUGCAUCAUCUUGGGGUAAUAACUUUACUUACAACACCGACGUAGGAGGAUUCUCAGACUCGAACCUUAUGUGCAUCGACCAGCGUGGUUUCAAGACCAUCAUUCAAGAGGAGGCACAGGAGUUUCUAAAACCAGAACAACUUCUUCUGAACUCGACCGUCGACAAGAUCACGUACAGCGAGGAUGGUGUGACAGUGUCAUUGACUAAUGGAAGGUCACUAAGUGCCGAUUAUGCACUGUGCACCUUCAGUGUGGGGGUGUUACAAUACGGUGACGUUGCCUUUGAACCUACUUUGCCGAGUUGGAAGGUGGAAGCCAUUCAAAGUAUGGUUAUGGCAACUUAUACCAAGAUUUUCUUUCAAUUUCCCGAGGACUUUUGGUUCAGCACUGAGAUGGCCCUCUAUGCUGAUAAGCAGCGUGGUCGGUAUCCAGUCUGGCAAAGUAUGGACCACGUUGGUUUUUUCCCCGGUUCUGGCAUAGUUUUCGUGACGGUGACGGGGGAUUUUGCUAUUAGAACAGAAGCAUUAUCUGACAAUCUAGUCCAAGAUGAGGUCAUGGGUGUUCUUCGUGCGAUGUACCCGAAUACCACUAUUCCUGAUCCACUGGCUUUUUACUUUCCCCGCUGGCACAGCAAUCCCCUGUUCAGAGGGUCGUAUUCAAACUGGCCAGCAUCAUUUUUCAAUGGCCAUUCUCAAAAUCUCAGAGCAACUGUGUCGGAAAGACUGUGGUUUGCGGGUGAGGCAACUAGCCUGAAAUACUUUGGCUUCUUGCACGGGGCUUAUUUCGAAGGGUUAGAUGUUGCUCAACAAAUGGCAAUAUGUAUACAAGAAGGGGGUUGUGUGGGAAUACAGCAUGUGGAAAACGUGAUGAACGCCGAGCCCUACACGAUCACUACUACAUAAUCAAAGCCGUGCUCUUUGAGAUCUGUCAUGUCAAGUUUCUUGUGUCUCCGCCAAUCAAUCCCUUUUUCUCUCAUC
Messenger RNA from Serpula lacrymans var. lacrymans S7.9, 1986 nucleotides. RefSeq lists its product as uncharacterized. The coding region runs from base 391 to 1911 and encodes 506 amino acids. The record is from RefSeq and is a predicted model, not a curated record. The transcript is spliced from 11 exons. Gene Ontology annotation, molecular function: oxidoreductase activity. Lineage: Eukaryota; Fungi; Basidiomycota; Agaricomycetes; Boletales; Serpulaceae.